Nerophis lumbriciformis (worm pipefish) is the source of this 3696-nucleotide messenger RNA. Lineage: Eukaryota; Metazoa; Chordata; Actinopteri; Syngnathiformes; Syngnathidae. The record is from RefSeq and is a predicted model, not a curated record.
AUGAAUGUAAACCAGCACACUCCCAUGGCCUCUCCUUAUGGCCAGCCUCAGCCUGGUUAUGGACAGCCCACUUUUGCACCCCUGGACAGUGGGUACCCACCACCCUACGCACCUUACAAUGGCCCUGUGUCAACCUACCAGCCUGGAGUACCACCGCAAGGCUAUUCAUCUUUCACCACCUUCCCUUCUAAGGCUGCGCCUGCCAAUCCAGUCUCAGAGCUUUCUUCUCCUCUUGACCUAGGUCAUGGCAGGGCUCCUCUAAAUUCUGGGCCACCGCCUGUAUCAGCUCCUCAAGCAUACAAUCAAUAUGGUGGUCAUCAUCAGGGCGACAUGCAGAACGGACCCCCGCCUAUGACACAGGCACCCCCGAGGCCCGUUGCAACCCAGUCGUAUAACCAAGGAACAGUCAAUCUGUCAGGGCCUCCCACCUCUUAUCCCCAACACUACGGACCCCCGCCCACAAUGCAGCAUGUCACCAGUCAGAUGGGUGGCAUGCACAUAAACUCUGGGGCGCCAAACGCUGCAGUGCCUGGAUACGCUCCCCCUCACAGCUCCCAGCCUCCCAUCAGUACUUCCUUCUCAGCCGCUCCUCCCGCUUCCUAUACACAAGCAUUGCCCCCUGCUUCGUCUGCACCCACCCAAGCACCACCUUCUGCUUCUCAGCAGUACUACGGAGGAGGUCCCCCACCAAACUCUCAGCCACCAUUCAGUUCUUCUCUGCCUCCUGCUUCCCAACAGCCGUUCACCUCCCCUGCUCCUCCUCCGCCAUCCAAUCAGCAAACCUUUCCUGCUCCUCUUCCUCACACGUAUUCAGCUCCUCCUGCCACUCAAGCUUCCUCCCCGUCAAUGUCGCAGCCUCAUCAGUCCUUCCCCCCAACACAGCCUGCCUGUUCCACCGCCCCUCAAGGCUCCUUUCCUCCAAGAGCACCUCCUCCCACCUCCUCUCAGUAUCCUCCUCCAACAUCAACUCCCUCUAGCCAGUACCCGGGCCCCUUGCCGCCUCAGCAGCAACCCCCUUUCCCUUCUGGUCCCCAUGUUCCCGCACCCCAGAUGCCCCCUACGUCUAUGUGUCAGAGCAACCACUUACCUCCAGGACCACAGGGCCUGUCAGGCCCUCCUGGCACUGUUCCGCUGCAGCAGCAGAUGCCCCCACCCCAGCCUGGCAUGCCGGGAGGGUACCCUCCCCAGCAAAAUGGUGCGUUUGGCCAGGUAAGAGGGCCUCAACCUGGCUACCCGGGCCAUUAUCCUAGCCAACCUAAUUACGGCGCUCCAGCACCCGCACCGGGCCCACCCCCACCUGCACAGAAAAGACUGGACCCGGACGCAAUUCCUAGCCCACAAGCGUCUGACAUGCCGGCCGUGCAGAAAUCAAGACAUAGAAUAGACCCAGACGCUAUUCCCAGCCCAAUCCAAGUAAUCGAGGACGACAAGGCCAAGAGCACAGAGCCUUUCAGCACGGGCGUUAGGGGUCAAGCACCACCAUUGGUAACCACCGACUUUCACGUCAAGGACCAAGGGAAUGCCAGCCCCAGGUUCAUCCGCUGUACAGCUUACAACAUGCCCUGCACAGCUGACAUGGCCAAGCAGUCCCAGGUGCCGUUGGCUGCUGUCAUCAAACCACUCGCAGUCUUGCCACAUGAUGAGACACCUCCACACUUGGUGGACCACGGUGAAGGAGGUCCCAUCCGUUGCAACCGCUGCAAGGCCUACAUGUGCCCCUACAUGCAAUUCAUAGAGGGAGGGCGUCGAUUCCAGUGCGGCUUUUGCUCUUGUGUGACAGAAGUUCCUCCUUAUUACUUCCAGCAUCUGGACCACACUGGGAAGAGAGUGGACUUCUAUGACAGACCGGAGCUCUCGCUAGGAAGCUAUGAGUUUCUGGCUACCGUUGACUACUGUAAAAACAACAAGAUUCCUCAGCCGCCAGCCUUCAUUUUCCUUAUCGACGUGUCCUACAAUGCCAUCAAGAGCGGCAUGGUUGGCAUAGUCUGCCAGGAACUCAAGACACUCAUGGACCGCCUACCUAGAGAGAAUCCAGAAUUGGACUCGGCAGUGAGGGUGGGGUUCGUCACCUAUAACAAGGUGCUCCACUUCUAUAAUGUCAAGUCCAGUCUAGCCCAGCCACAGAUGCUGGUGGUAUCAGAUGUGUCGGAAAUGUUCGUGCCACUAUUGGAUGGCUUCCUUGUCAACGUCGGCGAAAGCCGGCAAGUCAUUGAGAGUUUGCUAGACCACAUCCCAGAGAUGUUUGCAGAUACUCGAGAGACGGAGACAGUUUUUGGACCUGUUAUACAGGCCGGACUAGAGGCGCUUAAGGCAGCAGACUGCGCCGGAAAGCUAUUUGUGUUCCACACCUCACUGCCUAUUGCCGAAUCACCCGGCAAACUCAAAAACAGAGAAGAUAAGAAGCUGAUUGGCACGGAUAAGGAAAAGUCUCUGUUUCAGCCUCAAGUGAGCUUCUACAGCACACUGGCCAAAGAUUGCGUGGCCCAGGGCUGCUGCGUGGACCUCUUCCUCUUCCCCAACCAAUAUGUAGAUGUGGCCACACUUGCAGUGGUCCCUGUCUCCACAGGAGGCUCUGUCUACAAGUAUACUUACUUUCAGGCCCAGUCGGACCAAGAGAGGUUCUUGAAUGACCUGAGGCGAGACGUUCAAAAGCCGAUUGGCUUUGAUGCUGUCAUGAGGGUUCGAACUAGCACAGGAAUUCGAGCAACUGACUUUUUUGGCUCGUUCUUUAUGAGCAACACCACCGACGUGGAGCUAGCCGGGCUGGACUGCGACAAAGCAGUCACGGUGGAGUUCAAGCACGAUGACAAGCUCAGCGAGGACACCGGGGCGCUCAUUCAGUGCGCCGUGUUGUACACCAGCUGUGGCGGCCAAAGGCGCUUGCGUGUCCACAACAUGGCCGUCAAUUGCUGCUCGCAACUUUCUGAUCUUUACCGCAACUGCGAGACGGACACCAUCAUCAACUUCCUCUGCAAAUAUGCGUUCCGCGGCAUUCUUAACAACCCUACAAAGUCAGUGAGGGACACUCUAGUCAACCAGUGUGCUCAGAUCCUGGCCUGCUACCGCAAAAAUUGCGCUAAUCCAUCUUCGGCUGGUCAGUUGAUCCUCCCCGAGUGCAUGAAGCUGCUGCCCGUUUACUUGAACUGCGUGCUUAAAAGUGACGUGCUACUGCCCGCCGCCGAUGUGUCGCUGGACGACCGGGCGUACCUGCGACAACUCAUCAGCUGCAUGGAUGUGUCCGAGACACAUGUCUUCUUCUACCCGCGCCUACUGCCACUGAUGAAGCUGGAGAGUGGCUCGUUGCCAGUUGCUGUGCGGGCGUCGGAGGAGAGGCUGUCCAAAGGUGGUGUGUACCUGCUUGAGACAGGCCUGCAUCUCUUCCUAUGGGUGGGAGCCAAUGUGCAACAGGAGCUGCUGCUCAACAUCUUCGGUACAUCCAGCUUUAGCCAGAUCGACGCAAGCAUGACAUGUCUCCCCAUUUUGGACAAUCCUUUGUCGCAAAGACUCAGAGAAAUGGUGGAGUCCUUCAGAGCGCAGCGGUCACGAUACAUGAAGCUGAUGGUGGUAAAGCAGGAGGACCGCUCGGAACUUAUCUUCCGGCACUUCCUGACGGAGGACAAGAGCGCGAGUGGCGGCGCCUCCUACGUGGACUUCCUGUGUCAUAUGCACAAGGAGAUCCGCCAGCUCCUCAGCUAA